CAGAUCUGAGCUAGACUAAAUAGCUCACAUUCAGACCUACUCAGCCCUCAGCCCCUAACGCCAUGGACACGGGCCACAUGGUGCAUCCUGGCCUUACCAGUCUCCCCCUGGAGCUCUGGUUGACGAUCUGCUCCUUUCUCGACCUCUCUGACGCGGCCAGCUUCCGCUUGGCCUGCAGGACAUUCGGCGACAUUGGUGCCCCCGCGGUGUUGCGCCUCCUCAUCGUGCACGCAACAGCGGACGACGACUACCGCCUCCGUGCUCUUGCAAGUAACCCGGCCAAGGCCAAGUACCUCCAGUCGCUUAUCUACACCCCCAAGCCCGUCCGCAAGCACUGGAUAGGUGACUGGCCUGCGGGCCAUGUGUUGAGUGACGAUGGACUCGUCAGACAACAAGCGUACACCAAACACCAACAGCUCCGCGACGCUCAUGCAGACGCCCAGAGCAACCCGCUGAUCUGCGACCUGAUUCCUGACGUGUUACCUAACCUGCCGGGCCUAAGGAGCGUCAUCAUCAACUGUGAAGGGUGGCACCAGUCCUCAAAUAGAUAUGGGGCAAGGGAAAGGUAUACACCAUUGACGCUUAUCCACCGGCAGUUUGGCAAGCCUGCCAGCCGAGUGCUGGCGGUGCUCCUGGAAGCCCUGGAGGAUAACGACACGAAACUGGAAACCCUCAAGGCCGGCAGACUGGACUGGCGAUCUAUCGGGGACCUCCCGCGAACGCCGGUGCAGCUUGGUCUCUUUUCCAACCUGGCCGACCUGAACCUGCACUUCUGCGUGUGUGGCAUCCACCGCUACCGGCAUGGCGAACGCCCUGACCUUGUCGAGUAUGCGCGCCAGACCGAAGCUGGGAUGCUCCCGACCUUCUUGGAAGCACUGCCCCGCCUCCGGGCCCUCUCCAUCGCCUUCUGCUCCAUGUUUCCCAACGGACCAGGGGUGAGCGAGGGUUGGCUACGGGACGUCAUGCGCCCGGGACAUCACUGGCCGCACCUGACGUCGCUCAGCUUCGGCGGCAUGAACUUGACAAGGUCACUGUUCAUGGACAUCCUGGCACGUCACAAAGACACGCUGCGCAGGCUGGAAUUGUUUUCCGUCUGGCUUGACGGUCAUUGGCCUUCCACGCUAGCUGAGAUGCGGAAGAUGCUCACCUUGGAGGACGCCACCAUCUGGGGUGGCCUAUGCUGUGACGAAGGACGAUGGAGAAUAUUGGAUCACCCUGAGCCCGUCCCUGACGGCAGGGAAAAUGUUGUCCAUGCCAUUAGGAGGUAUAUGCUACAUGGCGAUCCAUGCCCUAUCACGGACAGGAGCAUGCUGAGUGGUCCGCGAGAGUUGUUUGGGGCCAGUCGUGGAAGCUGUUGGUAUUGAAUGGUGUUGUUUAGGAGGGGAUGAUGAGUUGUGCGAACUGAUCAGGGGUUGUCACGACGAUUACGACCUGCGUUCAACUUCUUGACCCAAUCGUAUACACAUGCACACUAGGUA
Molecule: messenger RNA, 1478 nt
Organism: Chaetomium fimeti
Lineage: Eukaryota; Fungi; Ascomycota; Sordariomycetes; Sordariales; Chaetomiaceae
Exons: 1
Coding region: 63-1364 (433 amino acids)
Molecular function (GO): protein binding
Source: RefSeq, a predicted model, not a curated record